AUGUCUCGGUUCUUUACUGCCGGUGAUAGUUCAAGCGAAAGCAGCUCGUCUGAUGAAGAGGAGCUGUACAGUGAUCAAGAACAACAACAAGGUGAAGAAGAGGAGUCAAGUGAAGAGGAGGAAGAAGAGGAAGAUGAAGGGUCUUCUUCUUCUGACGAGGGGGGUAAGACCGGAGGCUCCAGAUUCUUGAGAGAUGCUGCUUCAAGCGACGAAAGUGAAGAUGAAGAUAAAGUCACAGUCGUCAAGAGCGCGAAGGAUAAGAGGCAUGAAGAGUUGGAAGGCAUCGUGAGGCUAAUAGAAAAUGCGUCUAAAAUUGGGGACUGGAGCACAAUAUCGACGGAAUUUGAUAGACUAAACAGACAGGUUAUUAAAAUCACUGUUUCAGAAAAGCCGCCCAAGAGCUAUGUCAAAAUCAUAUCAGAUCUAGAAGAUCUGAUGAAUGAUGCCAUUGCGAAACAAAAAGUCUCCACGAAGAAAAUGAAUGCCACGAACGCCAAAGGCUUGAAUAUUAUGAAACAGAAGAUCAAGAGAAACAAUAAGGACUACAUGACAGAAAUCGAUAAGUACAGGGAGGACAAGGCAGAUUACAUGAUGUCUGAUGAGGAAGAGGAGAUCGUUCAAGAGAAGGUAAAGAAACCUAAACAAACGUACAUCGAGUCUGGAGACCCUGGUGAUGAGGGUUACUCUACAGUGGGUCGAGGAGGCAAGACUCUACAGUAUACCCCGGAGAGUAUUCUCAAGCACCUGCGGUCCAUUGUGGAAUCUCGAGGGAAGAAGAACACGGAUAAAACGGAGCAGAUACGGAUCAUGGAAAAGCUUCUAGAGGUAGCCGAUACGCCGUAUCGAAAGAUCAGAGUCCUCAUCACCCUCGUCGCCACCCGAUUUGAUAUGACAUCUGGGUCAAAUGCAGAGUCCAUGAAACCAGAGAAUUGGAAAGCUGCUGAGCAUGAGUUCAGACUACUCCUGCAAGCACUGGAGGAUAACAGCAACAUGGUUGUUGUUGAGAACGCGGAGGAAUGGGAGGACGAUGAUAAACCUCCCCAACCUGCAGCUGGCGAAAAGCUUAAAAUACCCGGCAGCGUAGUUUCUGUUGCUGAACGCUUAGAUGAUGAGCUUACGCGAUCGCUACAGCACAUCGACCCACACACUGCGGAGUAUAUUGAGCGCUUGACAGACGAGCAAGCUUUGUACAAUGAUAUUCUCCGAGCUUUGCUGUACGUGGAAGGCUUGAAGCGAGACCCAAAGCUAGAUCAAACAGAUGAUGGAGCAAGCCGUGUGAUCAUGCGACGACUCGAACAUGUGUACUUCAAACCAGCUCAAGUUGUUCACAUACAAGAGGAGAAUGCGUGGAAUUCCAUUCCUUCGCAGUUGAACUCGACGACCACACCACGUGAAGUGGAAGCCAAUAUUGACAAGCUCGUCCAAACACUUAGCACUUUCUUAUUCAAACACAGCGCCGAUCUCAUCCGGGCGCGAGCAUAUUUGUGCCAAGUGUACUACUUCGCCCUUCACGAUCAAUACUAUAAAGCUCGUGAUAUGCUCCUAAUGUCGCAUUUGCAGGAAACCAUCGCUAAUUUUCCGAUCAAUACUCAAAUACUGUACAACAGGACCCUCGUGCAGGUCGGACUCUGUGCGUUCCGCGCAAAUCUCGUUUACGAGGCACAAAGCACUCUUCAAGAAAUAUGUGGCAGUGGUCGGCAGAAAGAGCUAUUGGCUCAAGGAGUAAUGAUUCAGCGCUACUCACAGGUCACCCAAGAACAGGAAAGGCUUGAGCGACAGCGCCAGCUCCCAUUUCAUAUGCAUAUCAACCUCGAACUCCUCGAAUGUGUUUAUUUGACCUGCUCGAUGUUACUCGAGAUCCCUCUUUUGGCCCAAACAGGCUCGUCGCCAGAUGUCAGGAAGCGUGUCAUCAGCAAGACGUAUCGACGUUUGCUUGAAUUCCACGAGCGCCAAAUUUUCACAGGCCCCGCAGAGAACACUCGCGAUCAUAUCAUGCAAGCUUCCCGCGCUUUAGCUGCGGGUGAGUGGAAGAAGUCUGUGGAUUUAACGAACUCCAUCAAAAUUUGGGAUUUAAUGCCGGAGCCAGGAAAGAUAAAGGCAAUGCUUUCAGCUCAGAUUCAAGAAGAAGGGCUACGGACAUACUUGUUCACAUACGCACCUUUCUAUGAUACGCUGUCUGUCAGUACACUGGCCUCGAUGUUUGAUUUGAGUGAACGAAAAGUGACCGCGGUAGUCAGCAAGAUGAUCUCACACGAAGACCUUGCAGCUGCUCUAGACCAAGUAAAUGAUGCUAUAGUGUUCCGAAAAGGCGUCGAACUGUCGCGACUACAAAGCCUAGCUCUUACCCUCAGCGACAAGGCCAGCGGUCUUAUCGAAUCAAAUGAACGGACCCUAGAGCAAAGGACGCAGGGCAUGACAAAUGCUUUCGAGAGGCAAGGCGGGGCGGGCGGUCGCGGUGGUCGUGGCGGGCGAGGGGGUCAGCGAGGACAAAGAAAUGAUCGUGGUGGCUCGAGGUUAGGCGGUCAGCAAUUUGGUGGUGGUGCAUUGGGCAACGCUAUUAAAGCUUGA
Molecule: messenger RNA, 2568 nt
Organism: Bacidia gigantensis
Lineage: Eukaryota; Fungi; Ascomycota; Lecanoromycetes; Lecanorales; Ramalinaceae
Gene: NIP1
Product: Translation initiation factor 3 subunit c
Exons: 3
Coding region: 1-2568 (855 amino acids)
Biological process (GO): translational initiation
Cellular component (GO): eukaryotic translation initiation factor 3 complex
Molecular function (GO): translation initiation factor activity; translation initiation factor binding; RNA binding
Source: RefSeq, a predicted model, not a curated record